Messenger RNA from Mercenaria mercenaria, 942 nucleotides. RefSeq names its product palmitoyltransferase ZDHHC22-like. Bases 29 to 922 code for a protein of 297 amino acids. Lineage: Eukaryota; Metazoa; Mollusca; Bivalvia; Venerida; Veneridae. The record is from RefSeq and is a predicted model, not a curated record. Gene Ontology annotation, molecular function: protein-cysteine S-palmitoyltransferase activity. The transcript has a single exon. Gene Ontology annotation, cellular component: endoplasmic reticulum; Golgi apparatus. Gene Ontology annotation, biological process: protein targeting to membrane; peptidyl-L-cysteine S-palmitoylation.
UCAUGCUCCAACUGAAUUAUGGGUCUUCAUGUAUUAUAUCAUACCCUACAUGUUUCAAGACUACAACCAGUGGACAAGAUACUUUGUCACCAUUACACUUUGGUUCAUUGUCAUAAACAUGGUAACCAACUGGCUCUGUGUAAUUCUGUAUAACCCUGCAUAUCCUAAAACUAAGGAUAAUAUUUCCCUUCAACCAGAUCACAAAGAUGGGAUUUUGCCAGAUAAAAUUUCAGCAGGAAUACCUCAGACUAUGCAUCUAAAAGAAGUAAAUGGGCAGUGUGUGUACGAUAUAGAAACAGAAGAAACUCUACCAUGGCAUUAUUGUGAAACAUGUGAAAUACAUGCUCCAUUUCGUUCACAUCAUUGUAAAGUAUGUAAAACAUGUAUUCUCAAAAUGAACCACCAUUGUUAUAUUGUGGGAAAUUGUGUUGGAUUUAAUAACCAAAGGUAUUUUGCUGUUUUUACGUUUUAUAUAAUGACAAAUUGCCUACCAGCUGCAUAUUUUACUUUUGAAUACAUACAAGAUAAUGUCUUGGUUGAAUUAAAUUCAUGGACAGAUCUGGUGUUGCCAUUAACAAUAUGGCGAUAUGUUAAUGGCAGUAUAAACAGUUUAAACUGUCUACUGAUAUUUCAUCUUUAUACAGAGAUUACAUUUGGGAUAUUGGGAUUAUUUUAUUUUCUGAUUCAAAUGUUGCUGUGUACCUCCGGUAAGACAUUAUAUGAGAAAGCAAAAGGAAGCCCUGUAAGGAACACUAAUACAUUUAGCCGAAACAUGCGAUCAGUUUUUGGAGAGUACUGGGCAUUGAAUUUUCUGGUUCCAAUGACGCCGAUAUUCAGGCAGCGGGAUGACGGUAUACACUGGGAUGGAAUCAAAACUGAUCGUAGAACAAAAAUGAAUAGAAAAAAUCUUGAAAGAAAAUGACAUUAUUUGGUUUUAUUCAG